AUGUUCAGCGCGGAGCUCCGGGGCCGUGAUGUAGGCUGUGUGUUCGGGGUGGGCGCUGACAGGCUGCUGCACCGGUCGCUCUUCUGCGGCCCUCAGCAGCCGGCAGCCGGCUCGGCUCUCCGGCAUCCCGCUGCUCUCUGCCCGAUGCGGGACAGAGCGGUCCCGGGAAGCUCCAGCAACACAAGGUCCGAUGGUUUUUGCUGCUGCAACUGCGUUGGACCCCAGAUACAGGGCAUGGAUAUAUCUGAACUGGAGUUUGUUCAGAUAUUACUAAUCCUGCUCGUGAUGACCUUCAUGAUAGUUGUGAUCAUCUGCCUACUCAACCACUUUUGGCUGCCAGCCCUGGCCUUCCUCAGCAGGCUCAGCCACACCCAGAGAGACCGGGCUACGCAGAUAGAUGGCAGCGUGUGGUCAGACAGUGUGCUGACUCAGCAGAGAAAUAGUGAGGUGAUGUGCGGCCAUCCAAACAGCAACCUGCCACCCUUCAUGCAGCGGCAGCGACUGUGUCGCUUCCAGCCCACCUACCCCUACCUGCCACAGGAGAUCAUCAACCUUCCUCCGAUCAUCUGCCUGUCAGAUGGGGAAGAGCUGCUGCCCUACAAGGGCCCCUGCAGCUUACAGCUCCGCCACCCAGAUCAGCAGCUGGAGCUGAUCCGAGCCGCCGUGCGCGCUCCCCCGAACCGGACUGUCUUUGAUGGUGACCUCAUUGACGUUUAUGUACACAGUAAGAGUGUGCAGGCCCCCAGCAGUAACUCUGGGACCAAUGACGCCAAUGCCAGGAUGGAGGGGCCCCCACCUUCCUACAGUGAGGUGAUGAGGGACUACUCAGGCUCCACAGCCUGUUACAGCCAGAGCAGCAAUAAUGCCCGUCCACUCACAGACAACAGACAGGACAGCUCACAGACACUAGUCUCUGACAGCAGUGGCCCUGAAAGCACAACAAAGGCCUCUACCGACUCAGGGCCCUGA
Molecule: messenger RNA, 969 nt
Organism: Plectropomus leopardus (leopard coralgrouper)
Lineage: Eukaryota; Metazoa; Chordata; Actinopteri; Perciformes; Serranidae
Product: protein TMEPAI-like
Biological process (GO): negative regulation of transforming growth factor beta receptor signaling pathway
Cellular component (GO): early endosome membrane; Golgi membrane
Molecular function (GO): R-SMAD binding
Source: RefSeq, a predicted model, not a curated record